Messenger RNA from Cylindrotheca closterium, 522 nucleotides. NCBI's taxonomy places the organism in Eukaryota, Bacillariophyta, Bacillariophyceae, Bacillariales, Bacillariaceae. The record is from the annotation of a GenBank genome assembly.
AUGUCAAAUCAAUUCGGACAAGGAGGCGGGAACAACCUCAAUGUGCUCCAACAACAGCAACAACUCCAGCAACUCCAACAGCAGCUGCAACUUCAGCAGCAACAACAACAACAGCAGCAGAUGCAAGGUCAAAGUGGAGGUGGUGGAAACCUCAAUAAUAUGCAGCAGCAACAACUACAACAGCUUCAGCAGCAACGUCAGCAACAACAACAGGCGAAUCAGAUGCAACAAGCCAAUCAAAUGCAGCAGCAGCAACAAACGAAUGUGGGGUCAUCCUCGGCUCCGCCUAACAACCCUGCUCAGAUGAACUCUUUGCCCAUUCGUGCCUACUUGGAUCAAACAGUGGUUCCUAUUCUGCUAGAUGGCAUGUCGGAACUCGUCAAGGAACGUCCCAGCAACCCUAUCGAGUAUUUGGCCAACUACUUGAUCCGCAAUGAUCCCCAACGCGUUGGUGCUCCUCAAAGUGCCACCAUUCAACAACUUCAGCAACAAAACAUGAUGAUGAACAUGAACAAGAACUAA